AAGACGGCCGAAGUAGAUGAGUGAGUGUCUCAGUGAUAAGACAAUACAUGUACUGGCCUGCGUACCGAUGUGAAAACCGCGAUCAAGGUAUAGGUAGUUGUGUGCGUCAUGAUGCAUACAGAGUUCAACAUUCAGAUUGCUUGGGGCGCAUAAAAUGCAUACUGUCAGAGGCAGAAUUUCUGUGUGUAACUCGCCACGUCCUACCUCCAUACUGAUAAGUACAUGUACACUGUACAUGUAUAUCUAUUAUGCACACAACGUCAUUCGACGUGACCUUUUCCGACUUAAGUUGCAACAUGUGCAAGGUGCAUGCGUUGGACCAAACACGAGGCUUUACACUGAAGACCGAGGACCGACUGUGUAACAUUGUAAAUGACUUUUAUUGUCGCUUGUUAGCCGAGUGGAAGAGCUAGGGACCAACAUGGGACUUCUGUUGCAACUACUGGGUGGCGUGCUCGGUGGGGUGUCGGCUUUAGCGGUGCUCUUUAAGCUGACGUACCCAACCUUCUUCCACGACCUCUCCCAGUUCCUCCUGAUUGUCAGGAAGGUGGUCACUCCUACUGAGAAGCUCCUGGAGAAAGGAAUCCUGCAAGUGGACGUGUUCGAGUCCCAUGCAAAGAGAAAUCCUGAGAAAGUUCUGGUGUUAUACAAGGAUGAAAAGCAUACCUACAGUGACAUUGACCACGCUGCAAACAAGAUGGCGAACUACCUCCAGAAAACAGAUGCAGUAAAGGUCCGUGACAUUGUGGGCAUCUUCAUGCACAAUGAGCCAGCCUACAUUUCCACCGUGAUCGCCCUCCUCAAGCUUGGGACAACAGGGGCCCAUCUCAACAUCAGCCUGCGGGGAGACGCGCUCAUCAACUGCAUCCGAGUCGGGAAAAUCAAGACCAUCAUCUGCGGUGGCGAUGCCGAACUGGUAGCAGCGAUACAGGAAAUCCUGACUACACUCGAGGCUGAAGACAUCAAAGUAUUCAUGAUGCAAGAACCAGAAGGACAGACUCUCCCCAACGGAUUCCUUCCGGUUGAUCUGGCCUCACCUCUCGCCUCGACCGAAGCGAUACCACGUGACGUACGCAAGGGAAUCUUGCCUUCAGAAUCUGCUUUCUAUUUCUACACAUCAGGAACAACAGGAAUGCCUAAGGCAGCUCGGAUGACACAGAAACGUGUCAUGGUUGGAGGAAGCCUACUACAGAUGUUCAACCUGAGUUCAUCGGACGUGAUGUAUAUUCCACUGCCGUUAUUCCAUAGUGCUGGCAUGGUCAUAGGUGUUGGUAAUGUCAUAACCGCCGGUUGUACCAUGGUUAUUCGCAACAAGUUUUCUGCAAGCCAUUUCUGGGAAGAUGUGAGGCGAUACAACGUCACCGUAAUCCAGUACAUUGGAGAGAUAUGCCGAUAUCUACUGGCACAGCCAAAGGGCGACUCUGACAUGGAACGCAACCAUUCCGUGUGGCUGGCUAUUGGUAACGGUCUCUCCACAGACAUUUGGACGGACUUCCAGGACCGGUUUUGUAUAGCUCAGAUCGGGGAGUUCUUUGCAUCGAGCGAGGGUAAUCGUGGAUUUAUGAACACGGAUGGGACAGUUGGGGCUGUGGGGGCGUACUCCCCGCUGACCAAGUUGUUACUAAACGAUGUUGAAAUCAUCGAAUGUGAUUGGGAGACAGCUCAGCCAAUCAGAGGCCCGGAUGGCAAAUGCAUCAUUUUGCCAAAAGGUAAAACGGGCCUGAUGGUUUCCAAGAUCAGCAAAGCUGCUGAAUUUGAAGGAUACGUCGCCGGUAAGGAAGCCGACGAGAAGAAAAUCAUACGUAAUGUCCGUGUGAUGGGGGACGCCUACUUCAACUCGGGAGACUUGAUGAUGAUCGACAGCAAGAAUUACGUCUUCUUCAAGGACAGACUUGGAGAUACAUUCAGAUGGAAAGGCGAAAACGUGGCAUCGUCCGAAGUGGCCGCCAUUUUGACAGAUCUGCCGAACAUUAAAGAGGCCAUCGUUUAUGGAGUCAGGAUACCAGGCUACGAUGGACGAGCUGGUAUGGCGGCCAUUGUCCUCCAAGAUGGCACCGAGACACUGGAGUGGAAAGAAGUCUAUGCUGAAGUGGCUAAUCGCCUGCCUACCUACGCUCGCCCCAAGUUCAUCCGAGUCAAGGAUCAAAUGGAAACCACCCAAACACACAAGUAUCGUAAAUUAGAUCUGGUGAAGGAGGCAUUUGACCCGGAAUCCUGCGGGACGGAUAAAUUGUUUUUCAUGGACGAGUCGCAGAAAUCCUAUGUGCCUCUUGGUAAGGACCUACACUGUCAAAUCUUAAAUAAGGACGUACGUAUAUAAAAAAAACCUUAUACAGGC
Molecule: messenger RNA, 2338 nt
Organism: Acanthaster planci (crown-of-thorns starfish)
Lineage: Eukaryota; Metazoa; Echinodermata; Asteroidea; Valvatida; Acanthasteridae
Product: long-chain fatty acid transport protein 6-like
Biological process (GO): long-chain fatty acid import into cell; long-chain fatty acid metabolic process
Cellular component (GO): endoplasmic reticulum membrane; plasma membrane
Molecular function (GO): long-chain fatty acid-CoA ligase activity; long-chain fatty acid transmembrane transporter activity
Source: RefSeq, a predicted model, not a curated record